Messenger RNA from Lycium barbarum (goji berry), 905 nucleotides. Its product is annotated as histidine-containing phosphotransfer protein 1-like. The record is from RefSeq and is a predicted model, not a curated record. Bases 263 to 718 code for a protein of 151 amino acids. Gene Ontology annotation, biological process: cytokinin-activated signaling pathway; phosphorylation; phosphorelay signal transduction system. Gene Ontology annotation, cellular component: cytoplasm; nucleus. The transcript has 6 exons. Gene Ontology annotation, molecular function: protein histidine kinase binding; histidine phosphotransfer kinase activity. NCBI's taxonomy places the organism in Eukaryota, Viridiplantae, Streptophyta, Magnoliopsida, Solanales, Solanaceae.
UGCAGAAAGGGAGAACAUUAAAAGAAAAAGAAAAAUGUGUGUGUGUGUGACAAUAUAAAUAGUGAAUCAAUGUGCAAAGUUCAUUGAACACUCUUCUCUACCCUAGACUAGAACAGAGUGCCCUGCUGGGGCUUUUCCAAGAAAAAAUAGUAAAAAAAAAAAAAAAAAAAAAACUUCCUCCAUGCACUACUAAUAUAAUUAUAACUUCUCAUAAUUAAUAGCAGCUGUUAAUUUGUGAAAGUAAUUGUGGAUAUAGCAAAUCAUGGAGAGUGUAAACCAGUUGCAAAGAAAACUAGCUGAGUACACUGCUUCCUUGUACAAUGAGAAAAUUCUGGAUGAGCAGUUUGUACAACUGCAGCAACUGCAGGAUGAGAGCAAUCCUGAUUUUGUGGUUGAAGUUGUGUCGCUUUUCUUUGAAGAUUCUGAAAGGCUUCUUAAUGAACUUGCCAAAGCUCUCAAUCAACCUAAUGUAGACUUCAAGAAGUUGGAUGCUCAUGUUCAUCAGCUCAAGGGUAGCAGCUCCAGCAUUGGUGCACAAAGAGUUCAAAGAGCGUGCAUUGCCUUCCGUAAUUAUUGUGAUGAACGGAAUGUUGAAGGGUGCUUAAAAUGUUUGCAACAAGUAAAGAAUGAGUACAACCUUGUCAAGAACAAGUUUGAAACUUUAUUUAAGCUGGAGAAACAAUUCGUGGAUGCUGGAGGUUCAUUUCCUGUGGUGUGAAUAUUCAAGAUUAUUGAUUGAUGAAAUAUGGAAUAUGAAUUAUGUGGAUUUCAAUUUAUGCUUAAUUGCUAAUUUACUAGUUCUUUGGAUAUGUUAAUUAGAAAGUGUUCAGGAUAUUUCGAACUCCACUUCUGUGGCUUUAAAUGUAUAAGCAAUGAAAGAGAAGAUGAGAGAACCAUUUCAAGAA